AUGGGGAACGCGUCCAACACCUCAGUGUUCACCUCCACCUUAUCGGAGAGAGAAGAUCUGAUUUUUGGCACUCUCUAUUUGGUCUUUGGCGUCCUGUCCCUGUCUGGGAACUCACUGCUGCUGCUGGUGGCCCAUCAGAAGAGGUCCCUGCUGAAACCUGCCGAGCUCUUCAUCGUCAACCUGGCCAUCAGUGACCUGAGCAUGACGGUGACGCUCUUGCCGCUGGCCACCGCGUCCUUCUUUGCACACAGGUGGCUCUUGGAGCAGGCGGUGUGCACGCUGUACGCCUUCUGCGGGCUCCUGCUGGGGCUGGGCAGCCUGGGCAGCCUGGCGGCGCUCAGCGCGGUCUGCUGCCUCAAGGUCUGCUACCCGGCAUACGGGAGCAGGUUCUCGCGGGGCCACGCCGCGGGGCUGCUGCUGGCCCUGUGGCUGCACGCCCUGGCCUUCGCCGGCGCGCCGCUGGGCUGGGGCAGCUACGGCCCCGAGCCCUACGGGACAGCCUGCUGCCUCACCUGGGAGGCCUCCGGCCGCGCCGCCACGCUCUACAUCCUCGCCCUCCUCAUCUGCUGCUACCUGCUGCCCUGCCUGCUCAUCCUGGCCUCCUACGCGCUCAUCCUCUGGACGGUGUGGGCCUCGCGGAGAGCCGUGAGGCAGCACACUGCUCAGGAGGCUCAUGGUGCUGCUCUGCUCCUUCUGCAGCUGAGCAUGGCCGUGUGCCUGGGGUUCCUGGCUGCCUGGACUCCCUACGCCGUGCUGGCGCUGUGGGCGCUGCUCGGGGACACCAGGCAGCUGCCAGCGCUGGCCUUCGUGCUCUCGGCUGUCCUUGCCAAGUCCUCGACGCUCUACAACCCGCUGGUGUACCUGCUGCUCAAGCCCAGCUUCCACGAGCUCCUGGCCAAGGACAGGGCCCUGCUCACCCUCCUGUGCUGCGGCUGCCGGGGCACCGCGCUCCAGCCGCUCCCGGCCGCGGGCUGCAGGGGCUGCAGGGAGGUUUUUGAGGGCUGCAGCGGCUGCCCCAGGUGCCACGCUCCUGCCCGGCUGCCCGGCGGGGCCGCGGGGCGCCCGGGGCUCGGCAGGACGGUGCAGCUGGUGGUGCUGCUCGCUCGGAGCCGGUCAGGCCCGGGCACUGCCCGCGUGGCACGGGAGGCCCUGCCCUCGGCCACGGCCAAGGACCUGCUCUGA
This is a messenger RNA of Passer montanus (Eurasian tree sparrow), 1182 nucleotides long. RefSeq names its product opsin-5-like. Gene Ontology annotation, cellular component: membrane. The record is from RefSeq and is a predicted model, not a curated record. Gene Ontology annotation, molecular function: G protein-coupled receptor activity. Lineage: Eukaryota; Metazoa; Chordata; Aves; Passeriformes; Passeridae. Gene Ontology annotation, biological process: G protein-coupled receptor signaling pathway.